Peromyscus maniculatus bairdii (prairie deer mouse) is the source of this 4449-nucleotide messenger RNA. It is a transcript of the gene Rab23, whose product is annotated as RAB23, member RAS oncogene family. The record is from RefSeq and is a predicted model, not a curated record. Lineage: Eukaryota; Metazoa; Chordata; Mammalia; Rodentia; Cricetidae. Gene Ontology annotation, molecular function: GTP binding; GTPase activity.
GCUCUUCUGCGUGGCGGGCGGGAGCCGGGCGCGCCCUUCAUCCCAGCCGGAGUGGGCGACGAGUGUGUCUCCGUGCAUCGGGAUUCCUAAUAAAGUUCGCCAGAAAAACCAUAACCGUUCUGCAAGAGCGGAGCGGGUGCGAGGCGUCCGCGGGGAGGAGCCGGGCUCGGUGCUGCGGGCUGUGGGUUCCGGGCUCGGUGCUGCGGGUUCCAGGUUCCGGGCUGCGGGCUCGGUGCCGAGGGUUCCGGGCUGCGGGCAGGAGCUUCUAGGGUGAAGAAUUGUGAGGUAGAGGAAAGGACGUUGACGUCCUAGAACCGAGCCAGUGUGCACGGCGGCUGGAUGAAGGAGGUCAGAUCUGGCUGUAGGUUUGCAGAGGCGAUCUGACCACCUGGAACUGGAGCUGGUCCAGAGACCAUUUCUGUGGCAAACAUGUUGGAGGAAGACGUGGAAGUAGCCAUUAAGAUGGUGGUCGUGGGGAACGGGGCCGUCGGAAAGUCCAGCAUGAUCCAGCGAUACUGCAAAGGCAUUUUCACAAAAGACUACAAGAAGACCAUUGGGGUCGACUUUUUAGAGCGACAGAUUCAAGUUAACGAUGAGGAUGUCAGGCUAAUGUUAUGGGACACCGCAGGCCAGGAGGAAUUUGAUGCGAUCACGAAGGCGUACUAUCGAGGAGCUCAGGCCUGCGUGCUUGUAUUCUCCACCACAGACAGGGACUCUUUUGAGGCCAUUUCCAGCUGGAGAGAAAAAGUAGUAGCGGAAGUUGGAGAUAUACCAACUGUGCUUGUACAAAACAAGAUUGAUCUGCUGGACGAUUCUUGUAUCAAAAAUGAGGAAGCCGAGGCCCUGGCCAAAAGGCUGAAGUUAAGGUUCUACAGGACGUCUGUGAAGGAGGACCUGAAUGUGAACGAAGUUUUUAAGUAUUUGGCUGAGAAACAUCUACAGAAACUCAAACAACAAAUAACGGAAGAACCAGAGCAGACACAGUCAAGCAGUAACAAAAUCGGUGUCUUUAAUACGCCCGUCGGAAGUCACUUGGGUCAGAAUUCAAGUACCCUCAAUGGUGGAGACAUCAUCAAUCUUAGACCUAACAAACAAAGGACCAAGAAAACCAGAAAUCCUUUUAGCAGCUGUAGUAUACCCUAAAUUGUUUCAGGGAGGAGAGGAGCAGAAUUGCAUCAGCAGUUCACUGAGAACCGCCCCCGCGUCGGGUGUGGUGAGUUAGCGUCUUAGGGGACCUUGCACCUCGCUCUGAAGGCUGACAUUGUAAUGAUGGAUGCCUGCAGCGCUUGUCGGAAUGUAGCUCCAGACCUCUGCUGGAGGAGGACCGCCUUGCGGACUCGUUCUAGUUUUUCCCGUUAGACGAAGCACCUCCUGUUUUUGAAGGGACACCAUAGGACAUGUCGAAAACAGGUCUGCUGAAUUUUAAAUGCUGAGAACAAAAUGAAACGGCUAAAUAUAUUGGUACCAGUUUUACCCUUACGGACCAAGGAGAGAUAGCAAGCGUUCUUUUUCGGGAAUGUUCAUUCUGAAUGCUUAAGGAGAGGACUGAAGGAAGACCUUGGACCGACCGGUCAACCUGCACCAGUGUGUGCUGUCACGGCACUUGUGCGGCGUCUGUGAGGUGUAGACUGUGGGCGUGUGCAUGCGGACACCCGGCUCCAGCAAGCGGAGAUCUGUGCGCCGGUGAAGGGUUUGUAGAUUCUAAGUAAUCCGCUCAUACAACCAUUUAUACAUUGUGUACCUUUCUGGUCUCACACGAGAACUCCGAGACAUAUUUUAUAAAACGAAUUUGAACUUAAAUGUGCCAUGUGCCAAAACAGCCCCCUGAUUUUUACAGUGCUUUACUACUGGAAUUUGUAUCUGUGGCGUCUUUUAAAGGCAGUUUCCUCUCCCACCGUGAGGGGAGGGGAAGGUAAACAUCUGAGUGCCAGGGCCUCUCCCCUGUGGAGUCUCCCAGGCCUCUGUAGGCAUGGCGAGCUCCCGCUGUGACAAGCUUAGCCUCCUCCCCAGGUCCACAGGGCUCUGAACUUUGAAGAUGGAGGGAACCAUUUUUUCAGAACAUACAAAGGAUAGUCUUUGGUCCUGACCCAGGUUAUGGAUUUUCCGAAGCCUUGCAACUCUAAAGCGUUCUUGUGUUUACAAGCCUUGUAUAGCGUUUUAAGAUUAUUGCUUAAACUUUUCUGUGGCCUUUGGUUUACAUGGCACCUUAUCAAGAGCGGUUAGUCCCGAAAUGUCUGUGAAGAAAUGACCCAGUAUGUCAGUGAUGGGUGCAGACCUGCAAGUCGGGACGCUAGCCUGCCAAAGAGAUAAUUUCAUGAGUUCUCUUAAAAACUGAUUUUUUUUUUUUAAUCAGUGGUUAUGUUUUUAAAGUUAUAAACUCCUUUCCACAUUACUGGUUUUCAUGGGAUUUCAAAAUACAUAAAAAUGAUUUUUCUUGGAAAAUGUGCUAUGAAGUCGUUUCUGUUAUUUUUACUAAAAUAUAUAAAUGUUUGAUGUAUUCUCUCUCUUUUUUUUUAAAGGUUACCCCCAUUGUACCACCCUUAUCCUGCCCAGAUUAACGUUGAGAGCAUAGUAGAAAUCGCUGGGUGCCCUUGUGACGUAGUCCAGACUGAUGGCGUGCUUUUCACAACACCGAACCGAUCGGGCAUCACCCAUCCCCGAGUAGUACAGGUGUUUGUUUUGUGUUAGUCAGUUGUUGGCACCCCCACUGCUGGUAGUGGAGUUAGAGUGGGGGGAACUUGGUUCCUAACCAGGGUACCUAGGUACCUGCGGGAGUCAUGUCUUGUCUCUCCAAAUACAGUCUCUUUAGUUUUUGCACAAAGUGUAUUUGGUGGCAAAUAAUCUUAAUUGUCAUUUUUUAAUUGGCAGAAUUAGAUUGGAAGAAUCCAUUAUAGAACAUUGCCGCUUCAUUCACAGUCACUAAAUGUGUGGUAAAGAAACGUGUAAUACUUCUCUAUAAAACAAUGACCCAGUCUGAUGAUGGCGGCUGGUUCCUUAAUAUUUGUAACAGAAUUUUAUGUACUUUGUUUUAUCCUUUUUUUUUAACGGAAGCCUUUGUUACACAUUUGAAUUUUUACUUUGCAUUGCUAUAUUUUAUACUUAACUAUAAAAGGUCUAAAAUCAGCCACAAGUCAUAUUAGUUUAUCAGUGUGUUCAAUUCUGAAACCUUCAGAGGUCAUAUUGUUUUCUUUUGUGACUGUGACUUUUAAGAACUCAAUACGGGGGCUGGAGAGAUGGCUCAGCGGUUAAGAGCACUAGCUGCUCUUUCAGAGGUCCUGAGUUCAAUUCCCAGCAACCACAUGGUGGCUCACAACCAUCUGUAAUGAGAUCUGGUGCCCUCUUCUGGUCUACAAGCAUACAUGAAGGCAGAACACUAUAUACAUGAUAAGUAAAUAAAUCUUUAAAAAAAAAAAAAAAAAAAUUUAAAAAAAAAAAAGAACUCAAUACGGAGUUCUGGUGAAAGCCCUUUGGUGACGCUAGAGAACCCUGUCCAGGACUCCGGGCCAUUGUCCAUCUGCGCUCCAGUUGACUCUUUGGCAUACAUCGUCACCGGUUUUUAGUGUCAGGCACAGAGUUGCGGAAUAAUCGCCAUAUCUAAGCAUUCCUCAGGUUUCUUCUUCCAGUGUCUGCCUGUGAAUUCAGUAGUAUCUAAAACAGCCCAUGGAGGGCAAUACAAGUAAAAGCAGGUCGACCUGUUUCUGUCCACUCGAAGUGACAGCCCACAUCCUCUUCAGAUGAAAGCUAACCCGACCACAGAGAGGAUGUGUGACCCUUCCCUGCAGAGUGAAGUCAGAACGCAGGAGUGUGGGCCCCCACGGUGCCUGCCCCCGGGACCGGGGCCUUGUCAGAAGGUUAGGGUGGGUUGGCCAUAGAACCUGAUGUCUCCCCCUGAAGUGUUGUGCUCGUGUAAUGUGAGGCGUUCUGGAGUGAUUCUGGUACCUGCUGUGAGGCGCUCCGGGGGGCCCUUGUUACAGCAGCUCUGGCUGCCGGGGGCCACAGGGUGAAGGUUUCCUCCGCGGUACACCAACAACUUCAGGGCUUCACAUAUGAACCGUGAAAGGCUGUCAUACAAAUGAAGUUACCUGCAUACAGGUAAAUAAACCCCAGUCGGGUCUGAGACACCCGGGCACCAAGCUCCCAGAUAACGGAACAAUCUGGCCACAGGACUCUGAUACUACUCCUGGUGUCUCUUGAAGUAUCUAUCAUAGGAUGUUGAUAAAUGGUAUUUUAAAAAUAAAAUCUUUGGAUCAAAGGAAAAACUUAACCCCUUCUCUAUUUUUGUUACUAAUAAAUAAUGCUUUUGUAAAUCGGAAUGGGGAACGACUUGUAUGCAUUCCUGCUGAGUGGUACUUACGCCUUUGGGAUUAAUUUAAAAAUGUACUACUUGAUUACAGUUUCAACAAAGAUGAAUUCCAGUAACCAACACAAUAAAACAUUUCAAAGCUAGAA